Rotaria sordida is the source of this 258-nucleotide messenger RNA. Lineage: Eukaryota; Metazoa; Rotifera; Eurotatoria; Philodinida; Philodinidae. The record is from the annotation of a GenBank genome assembly.
AUGCGUGCUGCUCGGAUGGAUCAUACAGCAAUUAUAUUAUUGGACGGUCAAGAAUUAGUGAUUGGUGGAACAGGUGAACAGCAUGUGCUGGAUAGUAGUGAAUUAUAUGAUCCAUCAUCAGGAACUUGGAUACUCACUGAAAACAUGAUAUAUCCACGAGAAGAAGCUGCUGCAAUAAAAUUAUUGGAUGGAAACGUAUUAGUAAUAGGCGGAGGUUAUAAAACGGCUUUGAAUGGUGCUGAAUUGUACUAUAUAUAA